GAUAACGCGCCGAUCAUGACGGCAGAGAGUGAAAGGCGGUGGAAGAGAACAAAACUGGUGCAGAGAUGAGACAACAACUCUCAAAUUCUGGGGCUAAAUACCCAUAAAUGCACAAAGCUGUUUACUUUAAAAGAAAAAUAUGCAUAUAUAUAUAUAUGAAAUUAGAAAAGGGCAAAAGGAAUCCACUAUAAUUCUCAAAUCAAAACAAAAGAUUUGAGAAAACCCACAAGCCAGAGGAGAGAAAUUUGGAUAUACAGUUUAAGUGAAUGAGUGAGAAUCAUGUGAUCUACCACCUAUUUCUCUCUCAUCCAAAAGAUCCAUAAUUAAUUUGUAUACCAAGAAAUCAUCCCUUUUGUUUUUUAAUUUUAGUACUGCUCUUCUGUUGAUAUUUUCCUCUUUUGGAUUGGAAGAGCUUCUUCCUCUGUUUUUUCUUUUUUCGUCAAUGGCUUCAACUGCUUCGAGGUUCAUCAAGUGUGUGACCGUGGGAGAUGGAGCUGUAGGCAAGACCUGCAUGCUUAUUUGCUACACUAGUAACAAGUUUCCUACUGAUUAUGUACCCACUGUGUUUGAUAACUUCAGUGCAAACGUGGUAGUUGAAGGAACCACCGUCAACUUAGGCCUCUGGGAUACAGCUGGACAAGAAGAUUAUAAUAGAUUAAGGCCAUUAAGUUACAGAGGGGCUGAUGUUUUCGUGUUAGCUUUCUCCCUAGUUAGUCGGGCUAGCUAUGAAAAUGUACUUAAAAAGUGGAUUCCUGAGCUUCAGCAUUAUGCUCAAGGAGUCCCAGUAGUACUGGUUGGCACCAAAUUGGAUCUUCGUGAGGACAAGCACUAUUUAGCUGAUCAUCCGGGAUUGGUGCCUGUGACAACUGCACAGGGAGAAGAACUUAGCAAACAGAUUGGUGCAGCAUAUUAUAUUGAAUGCAGCUCAAAAACUCAACAGAAUGUCAAGGCUGUUUUUGAUUCGGUGAUCAGGGUAGUAAUCAAACCAGCACAAAAACAAAAAGAGAAGAAGAAAAAGCCACAUCAAGGAUGCCUAUUGGAUAUCUUUUGUGGGAGGAGACUUGUGUGUCUGAGAUGAGGUCAUUGUCAUCAGGGUGAAUAUUCAUUUGAAUGUUAGUGUUGCUAAUAUUUGGUGGGGACCCUUGCUGUGAGUUUCAUUUUGAGUUGAAUUAUUUUGGUGGCAGUACAGCUUUCCUUUGAAUGUCACUUGGUCUUGGUGGCGAUUUUCGCAUUUUCUGAUCUCGUGUUCGACUAACAGUUGGGAGAAGUAUCUUUAUGCUAUUGGUGUAUAGUGAUCUCCAUGAUUGUAUUGAUUUUCAAAGCUCGGCAGCAUUUGACAUUUUCAAAGCUAUACUGAAUUACUGACUCUGUCGCAAUUGAAUUGAAAUUUCUGGUGA
Molecule: messenger RNA, 1397 nt
Organism: Manihot esculenta (cassava)
Lineage: Eukaryota; Viridiplantae; Streptophyta; Magnoliopsida; Malpighiales; Euphorbiaceae
Product: rac-like GTP-binding protein ARAC8
Exons: 8
Coding region: 443-1078 (211 amino acids)
Biological process (GO): cortical cytoskeleton organization; regulation of actin cytoskeleton organization; establishment or maintenance of cell polarity
Cellular component (GO): cell cortex; cell projection; cytoskeleton
Molecular function (GO): GTP binding; protein kinase binding; GTPase activity
Source: RefSeq, a predicted model, not a curated record